AUGGCCCCCAAAAAGAAUGUCCGCGACCGUGUUGCCACGCCCUCCCCGGCCGCCCCCGUCCAGGAGGCUUCCGCCGCGCCAGCAGUUUCCUCCCUCCCAGCCAAAACGACUCCCAAAGGCGGCCGCGCCAACUGGGACGAAGUCCUGCUCAACAUCUACCAGUACUACAUGAAGGAGACGCCACAGCGGACGAAGCUGAUUGAUGUGUUCUUGCUCUUUUUGAUCGCCGUUGGCGGGCUGCAGUUUGUGUACUGCGUCCUCGCGGGCAACUAUGUGCGUUUCUUUAUACCCUCGGAUAGAGACCGAUAUGGGACGUGUGUGCUGACAUUUGAGGGUAGCCGUUUAAUGCUUUUCUCUCAGGCUUCUGUGCUUCGGUUGGUCAGUUUGUUUUGA
This is a messenger RNA of Metarhizium acridum CQMa 102, 393 nucleotides long. NCBI's taxonomy places the organism in Eukaryota, Fungi, Ascomycota, Sordariomycetes, Hypocreales, Clavicipitaceae. The record is from RefSeq and is a predicted model, not a curated record.